Camellia sinensis is the source of this 1373-nucleotide messenger RNA. Its product is annotated as gibberellin 20-oxidase-like protein. Lineage: Eukaryota; Viridiplantae; Streptophyta; Magnoliopsida; Ericales; Theaceae. The record is from RefSeq and is a predicted model, not a curated record.
AAAAUUUGAUUAUACAUGCAUGCAUGCAUCUGUGUAUACAUGUUUGUGUUUUAUAAGUAGAUGCCUUUAUACAUCUAACGAAACACCUGUUUAACACCCCAAAUCAACUGAUUAAACUGACCUACCUUCUUAUAUUGCUAAACCAAUAAUGUCUGCAACUCAGACCUCUCUACAACUUCCUGUAUUUGACAUCUUGCAACCCCUAACAGCAGCCUCAAAGUCUUCCCUCUCUUUAGCCUGCAAAGAAUGGGGUUUCUUUCACAUAACAAACCAUGGAAUCUCCAAACAUCUUUACAGGAAACUCUAUUCUGUUUCAAACCAUCUUUUCAGCCUCCCUUCCGAGGUAAAACUCAAACUCGGUCCCUCAUCAACCUUAAAAACCUACACUCCUCACUUCAUUGCUUCCCCUUUCUUUGAGAGUCUCCGUGUGUCUGGACCUGAUUUCUUCGCCACUGCACAGAGCUCUGCAGAAGUCCUCCUUGACCACCAAAGUUCAGAAUUCAGUGAGAUACUGAGAGAGUAUGGAAGCCAAAUGACAAAGCUAUCACAAAGAAUUAUCGAGAUUGUGCUCAUGUGCCUUGGGGAAGAUUUUGAGAGGAAAUUUGAACUGGAGUUCAGUAACUGUCAUGGUUAUUUAAGAAUAAUCAACUACUCGCCGCUUGAGUGCAUGAAACAGAAAGAAGCUGAAGGUCUUGGCAUGCACACUGACAUGAGCUGCAUAACCAUUGUCUAUCAGGAUGAGAUUGGUGGGCUUCAAGUUAGGUCAAAGGAAGGGAAGUGGAUGGAUAUAAAUCCAUGUGAUGGUACUCUUGUGGUGAAUAUUGGAGACUUAAUGCAAGCUUGGAGCAAUGGAAAGUUAAAAUCAUCUGUGCACCGAGUUAUUCUAAAGCAACCUGUUAACCGAUUUUCACUUGCUUUCUUUUGGUGCUUUGAAGAUGACAAGGUCAUCCUUGCACCUGAUGAAGUGGUUGGUGAAGGGAAAUUGAGGAUCUACAAGCCUUUCAUUUGCACAGAUUAUUUGAAAUUUAGAGAGAACAGUGAGAAAGGGAAGUUUGAUAAAGUUGGUUUUACUGUAAAAGAUUUUGCAGGGGCUGGAGGAUGAAAUGUCUUUGUAAUUGUGCAGUAUAUAUAUGUGUGUGUGUGUGUGUGUGUGUGUGUGUGUGCAUUCUUUGAUUGUUUCUUUGUGUGUGGGAGUACUUGAGUUUAUGUUGAGAGAUUUGAGAAUAAUGGAAGACAGUUUGGAUUCACUGAGAUGGGAUUUGGGGUUGACUCUUUUGAGUGCUUGUUAGUAUUUGGUAGCUUCUUGAGGGAAUUCAAGUGACAUUCUUUUAUUGCAAAUUGGUAUGUGCUUAUGAAAUAUAUUAUUUGUUGGA